AACAAUUUUGCUUUGCAAAUUGGGUACUGAGGUAAUACUGGAAGAAAACUGUAACUGGAUAGAACGAACGCAUGAAUCAUUGCUUGAGGCAGGAAAAACAUUGGGUGCAUCUCCAUACCCUCAGGGCCCAACUCCUUCACUUAUAGUCCCUCCUAUUAGAAUUACUGGCUUCAUUUUCAACUAGCAAUCAAGCAGAGAACAUACUUUGCUUAUGCGCAGUUUACUUAUGGAAACAAAAGCAAUCAACAGAAAGUUACAUAUAUAGGGUAAACUGAUGCAAAUUAUUCCUGCGCUGAUCUACUGGCACAUAUUGGUUACCUGUACAAGCAAGCGUGUGGAGUUUUCAGAUUAUUGAUUUAAAAUACCAACAUUUCUUUUAAAAAGCCAAGACCCAGGGAAUGCUGUGAUCCUUAAUCUUUAUCAAAAGUGUCAAAAAUGAGUCUCACUAAAGAGCGUAAACCAAAGAAACCUCACUACAUUCCCCGUCCUGCAGGAAAGCCAUUUAAAUACAAGUGCUUCCAGUGCCCAUUCACUUGCAAUGAGAAAUCACACCUGUUUAACCACAUGAAGUACAGUUUAUGUGAAAACUCUCUCUCAUUAGUGACGGAUCAGGAUCAAACAGGAAAAUGUGUAAAAUCAAGUUCUGAUCUACUCAUUCAGAAUGACUGUGCAUCAAAUGUGAGCCAUGACUCAUCCUUGUCAAACGUUGACCCGGUUCAAAGUCCGAACUGCAGAAAAGCUGAUAAAACUGCAAGCCAUCAGACCAUCAGUAAAGAUAUGAAAGAAAACACCAGAAUGGGUGAUCACACGGUUAUACCAGUUACAAAAGCAAAACAGAAGGAGCCACUUCAGAAAAUUCUUGCAGAAAAUGAAACUGUAGAACAUUUUGAAAAAGAUGAACGACCAUCAGCUUUCUUGCCUGUUGGGGACUUGAAACUCACCAAAAGCUCCGACAAAGACAAUGAAAAGACAAAUUUUAUUCUGGAAAAUUCAAACAAGGCGUCCACCAUCCCAAUGAAGUCAGCAUUUUACAGUCCUGCUGACCAACAUGGAACAUGUUCUCCUUCAAAUUCACCAGAGCAUCCCAGGAAAUAUGCUGCAAAUAAAUAUUUUGGUUCAAUUCCUCCAAACACCUCACCAUUAAUUCCAGAUUAUACACAUCAUUAUUACAAUCAACGUGGUUUAGUCUUUUCACCCUAUCUCCUCUCGGGGAAACCUUUUGAAGGCGGCAGCCCAGAUAUUUCACUCUAUUUCUCUCCUGAACAGCAAUAUUUCUCACCGCCUCAUCUACAAAAUAGAGGCAUGAAUUUGCCAAGACACAUUAGCCAAUCAGCAUUAGAGCAAUACAAAAUUCUGCAUCAUUUUCAUUCAAAUCAUCCCAUUCCUUAUGGUGUCCAUCAUCGCAGUCCAACUGAAUAUGACCUUCCUCCAUUUGGUCUGAAGUCUCAGCAAGGAAAUAAUUCCAACAGGAAUCAAGAGACACACCUGUCAGUCGGGAAUCCUUCACUGUACGAAACUUCACCACCACCAGAAUUGUACUUCCAGAAUUCACACAGAAGACUUCAUUGUGACUGGGAGAACCCUGUCCCAAUGUCCUUAUCAAAAGAUAAUGUGACAAAAACAUUGGGCAUGAGUAGCAAUCUAUGCACAGGGGGAAAAAGUACAAAAAUAAGCCCAAAGUCAGGAAGUGCAGCAAUUGGUUCACCAGGUCGCCCUAGCCCAACACCACAUGUUCAUAAAGCCAUAGUCUCAGAAACUUGCGUCAAAUCACCCAAGUUUGCUUCAACCCCAAAUAAUAAAAAUAAAAGGGUGGAUGAAGGCUUCACACCCUUUAGACCAAUCAGAAGUGCCACAAAUCUCCAAGCAAGUGAAAUCCACGUACAACAUGAACUACCAGAAAGUCAAGGAAUCAUCAGAAUCCGAGCACCCAAUGAGGGUACAACGUCUUCAAAUGUCACCAUUUUGGAUUACUACCAUGGCAAUGCUCUGGUACCGAAUGACACAAGUUUAGCUGCCAUGAUACCGUUAAACCUUUCCAAAAAGGAUAAAGCAAAAUCGGAACCUGACAAACAGCAUGGAACUACAAAUAAAAUUCUCCGGCAGGAUUCAAGCGAAGAUACAUCUGAUGCCAAUCAUUCCCUUCCGGUUAGAGAGUUUGAAACUUGCACAAAGGUGCAGGAUGUACCUUUAAAUCUUUCAAUUAAAGCUCAUCACAAUUAUGAGUGGAACACAGCUGAAGAUUCUGUUCCAUUAGACGUCGACAUCAAUUUACAAGAUUUAAGAGUACCAGCAAAAACCUUAAAUGGCAACAGGUUUCUCCAUUCAGACUUAAAUAUUCAUUCUGCAGAAGACCAUAAUACAGGCAAAGAUUGCCACAAAACAAAUCAAUGUAAAAAUCAGAAAGAAAAAGCUGCUAACUUGCAAACAAUAAAGGUUCCCCAAAGCACUGACAGCAGUAAAGAUGAACUGAAGCAGUCAGCUGCAGUGGCUCUUUGUCAAUUAGCUGUGCGUAACCAAGGAAAACAUAAUGACGAAUGGCCCUUUCUACCACAAGGGGAGCUGGCUUGUAAAAAGGAACCAAGUUAUAAAGAAAAGCACAAAUAUAAUUGUCCGGCAGUUAAAAAAAUAGUGAAACUAAAAUCAAGGUAUCAGAAAAGAUCACACGAAGAAUCAGUUGAAACUCAAUCAGUCACAACACACAUCAAGGUUAAUGACUGUGAUAGAAUAUUCAACCUGAGGAAGAGAACGAAAGUUGCUUAAAACAACAUAUCUUCAACUGAAACCAACAACAAGAUUAAUUAUUAAGCUAUAUAAAGUGGAUGAAAAUUGUUCACAUCAAUGAUCAAUGUGAUCAUUGACGUGAUCAUACAACGUGGGUUUAUUUAAAGUCGUCUUUUACUUUCAUUUCUAUACACUAUAUUCGGUGUUCGCUAAAAGACUGUAGUGACACAGAAAGAGCAUACGAUUAAAAUUAGUGGCUGAUGUACUUUCAGUUUGAAUUGCAUUCUGUAGAAAUGCAUGGUGCUGAUCAGAAGGCAAAUAGACAUGGCAUGGAUAAGAUAAAAAAUAAAGUGAGACAAUAAAGAAGCACCUUAUAUUAUUCUUUGGAGUUCUCUUUUCCUCUUACACAGAUUGAAUUUACCCGUGAAACACUGCUAGAAGUUGCUAAACAAUGAAAACUUCAACAAAUUAUUUUAUUCCUUUUCUGAAAAGUUUGCGAAUUACGAAGUAUUUCUAAUAGAUCAACUGCAGAGUGAACUACUUAAAAAAAUAAUUUAUGAAAGUCAACAACCAUUUCCUCCUGCAUAUACAUAAACCUACUGAUCAUUUGUAAUUGAAUCUUGCGAGUUAAAGCACAUGAUAAUCUGGAUUAUCAAUGACAAAUAUGUACCCGUACCAAGAGGAAGGCAAAACCCUGGCUGCUAACCAAAAGCCCUCUCCAAGGUCACCAGACAUCUUCUGACUUGGCUCAGAUGUAGAUGGCCUACCUUGCCUGCUUGAACUAUAGCAGACUGGGGUUUAGGACAGAGAAGUGGCAGGGCGCUCAUAAGUGCAAUAAAGUAAAUCGUUCAAAUAAUUUUUUGACUUCAUAGCUUGAGGCUUGCAGUCUGCUUUGUCAGACAUCAUCACUAUUAGUUACUAAACACCUCCAACAUUCGGACAUGCAUGUAAAUACUACAAAAAUGUAAACAAUUAAAAAUAAAUUGAAAGAAAAACAUGAAAAAAUUAAAAACAUAAAACAAAACUGAAAUAAUUAUUUAAUAAGAAUUUUUAAAAACAGGUUAUUGUUUCUUUUCUCUUCUUUUUGCAAUCAGUUAACUCCUUUAUGUCCCAAGUUUACUGGCACUUCAAACGCAGGCCAUUAAAUCACUGUAACUUACAAACUUUAACCUCAAGUAUGACAUUCACUCUGAUAAUGGAACCGACACAUCCUAUCUUUGAUAUCCAAAUAGAUCAAUUGCAAAUUGAUCCACUGAAUGUUGUUUAAUUGCACAUACCUGGCGCAAACAAAAGGAUAGUAAAAUACAUAUAUAUAUAUAUACUGUACAGUUGUCUGAGUAAUUGUAAAUUGCUCAGACGUUUGUGAAGGUCAUUGCAAUUAUGUAGUUUGAUUUCUUUUUGUAUUCUUACUUAAAUACUGGGACAUCAAUUCUUGUGGGUUAUUUAAGCAAAAUGUAUUGAGCACAUUAUUUUAGAUAAUAGUAAACUUCUGGUGAUGGAAAUACUCCGUGUGAUGUUCAACCAUUCAUUAUGUUAAAAAUAAUAUGUUUUGGUGCUACUGGAUUAAAGGUAAUUUAUCAUGCAAAAA
Molecule: messenger RNA, 4309 nt
Organism: Amblyraja radiata (thorny skate)
Lineage: Eukaryota; Metazoa; Chordata; Chondrichthyes; Rajiformes; Rajidae
Gene: znf750
Product: zinc finger protein 750
Exons: 3
Coding region: 436-2760 (774 amino acids)
Biological process (GO): positive regulation of transcription by RNA polymerase II; epidermis development
Cellular component (GO): nucleus
Molecular function (GO): RNA polymerase II cis-regulatory region sequence-specific DNA binding; promoter-specific chromatin binding; DNA-binding transcription activator activity, RNA polymerase II-specific
Source: RefSeq, a predicted model, not a curated record